CAACUGAACAGUAACAUUACAGCUUCAGGACUAUCGUUAGAGCAAUGGAAAGUGGCAAGGUAGCUGUAUAGCUAACUACAUGGAGUAUAAAAAGAAGCCUAAAAAAGCAGUAACGGGGAUUUUUGGAUACAAGUCAACGUUUGCUACAAACUUGCCAUAGUCGGAACCUACACGGUGUUUUAAAACAAAUGUAGCCAGCAUUUCACAUCGCUGUCGGAGAAAGAUUUUCGCUAGCUAGCUCGCUAGCUAGCAAGCAUCAAAAAAGUAUUUUGCGUUUACCUAACUUGGCUAAAUUUGCGUUGACUGGUAGAUAACCGACACACUUAACAGCAUUUUUGCUUCUUUGUGGAGUAACAUAGCUUCAAAACUAAGGUUUGUGUGAUUUUGCUAAAAUGCAUCACCAACAGCGAAUGGCUGCCUUAGGGACAGACAAAGAACUAAGCGACUUAUUGGAUUUCAGCGCGAUGCGAAACAGCGAUUUGAAAAUGUUCCCAACACCAAUGAUGUUUUCUCCCCCCGUAAGCAGUGGAAAGAACGGACCGACCUCGCUCGGGAGUGGACAUUUCACAGGCUCAAAUCUUGAAGAGAGGGCCAGCUCAGGAUCGUGGGGAAACGGAAGUCGCGCCUCAAAGAGUUACGUUGAUGGUUCCCAGUACGCUCACAUGGCCAACCGGGAACUUGGAUCGCACGAUAGCAUUUCUCCGCCCUACCACAACUCCAGACUAGCGGGUAAAUCAGACAGAGCAUCCUACUCGUAUGGGAGAGAGUCCAACCUGCAUGGCUGUCAUCAGCCGAAUCUCAUGGGGGGAGAGAUGGGAAUGGUCAGCCCUGGAACAGUGUCCCCCACCAAGCCAGGCUCCCAGUACUACCAGCAUUACGGCAGCAACCCGCGCCGGAGACCCAUGCACAGCGACCACAUGGAGGUCCAGACAAAGAAAGUUCGGAAAGUUCCCCCUGGUUUACCCUCUUCAGUGUACGCCCCAUCUGCGAGCACGGCGGACUACAACCGUGACUCACCGGGGUACCCGGCCUCCAAACCCCCCGCCGGCUCCUUCCCCAGCUCCUUCUUCAUGCCCGACGGCCAUCACAGCGCUGACCCAUGGAGCUCCUCCAGUGGCAUGAACCAGCCCGGCUACAGCGGCAUGCUGGGAAACUCUUCACACGCCUCCCAGAGCAGCAGCUACUGCGGCCUGCACCCACACGACAGGCUGAGCUACCCAUCACACUCCUCGGCCGACAUCAACUCCAGUCUUCCUCCCAUGUCCAGUUUCCACCGCAGCGGCGGGACCAAUCACUACAGCGCGGCCUCCUGCUCCGCCACCACAAACGGCACAGACAGCGUCAUGGCUAACCGGGCGCCGAGUGGGGCGCCAAGCAGCUCCCAGACGGGUGACGCCCUUGGAAAGGCCCUGGCUUCGAUUUACUCCCCGGAUCACACAAACAACAGUUUCUCAUCCAACCCCUCCACCCCUGUAGGCUCUCCGCCCUCCCUCACAGUCCUCUCUCCUCCAGCCCCCAGCUCAGCAGUCUGGUCCAGGAACGGAGGACAGGGCCCGUCUUCUCCCAACUAUGAGGCUCCGCUGCACUCUCUGCAGAGUCGCAUCGAGGACCGUCUGGAGCGGCUGGACGACGCCAUCCACGUGCUGCGCAGUCACGCCGUGGGCCCCUCCCCCGCCAUGCCCAGCGGCCACGGCGACAUGCACAGCCUCAUCGGCCCCGCCCACAACGGAGCCAUGGGCGGCCUGGGCUCCGGCUACGGGACCGGCCUCCUCUCCGCCAACCGCCACUCCAUCAUGGUGGGCGCUCACCGUGAGGAUGGUGUGGGCUUGCGUGGCAGUCAUCCAAUUGUGCCAAACCAAGUGCCAGUCCCACAGCUGCCCGUCCAGUCGGCCACCUCGCCCGACCUGAGCCAGCCAGACCCCUACAGAGCUCUCUCCAGUGGUCUCCAAGGCCAGAGCGCCUCGUCCGUCAGCUCCGAGAUCAAGUCGGAGGACGAGGGCGAUGAGAACCUGGACAGCAAGUCGGGGGACCCCAAGAAGGAGGACCCGGACAACAAGGACCUCAAGGGUCUAGAUAGUAAUAACGACGACGAGGACCUGACCCCCGAGCAGAAGAUCGAGCGCGAGCGAGAGCGGAGGAUGGCCAACAACGCCCGCGAGCGCCUGCGCGUGCGCGACAUCAACGAGGCCUUUAAGGAGCUGGGCCGCAUGGUGCAGCUACACCUGAAGAGCGACAAGCCCCAGACCAAGCUGCUCAUACUACACCAGGCCGUCGCCGUCAUACUAAGCCUGGAGCAGCAAGUCAGGGAGAGGAACCUGAACCCGAAGGCCGCGUGUCUGAAGAGGCGUGAGGAGGAGAAGGGCUCGUCGGACGGAGCCUCGCUCUCGCUGGCCGGUGGCCACCACAGCAUGGGAGACGCCUCCAACCCCAUGGGACAAAUGUCCAAGCUGCCAGAGUUCAUCAAGGCGAUGACCGACCACUUCCUUUGACAACGUCACCCGAUUCCCACCAACCAAUCAGCCAACCAAUCAACCAGACCAUGAUUCAGCUCAGUAAUUCAGUCAACCAUCUGACCGACCAACUUUUUUUGUUUUUUUCCUGACCUGUCUUAUGUCUUCUGUAGAAAUACUGGCAUAUGUACACUGGCGAAGGAAAGAAGAGACACAAGACCUUUUUCCUUUUCUGUUCUUUUCAGCAUUCCCAAUUUUAAAAGAAAAAAAAAAAGAAACGUACAUUUAAAAAAAAAAAAGUUCAAAAAAAGAAAAAAACAGGAUUAAAAGAAAAAGAAUAUGUGCGAAAAAUCGAUGGGGGACUCCUCAAACAUAUCAUGAUGUUGUACCAACAUUGCAGGGCUGGUGCAGCCCUCAGACCGAACGGCAAUCUACUCCACACUGUGGAACCUGCAGUCGUGCCUGACUUCCUGUCGGACGUCGAAAACAAAAAGAGAUGAAUCGAGUCAAUCAAUCCCACUGGUCUUGAGGGGGCGGGGACAGAACGAGGGGGUUUCCAACUAAAACAAAACAGAAAAGUGAUUACAAUAUGUGGUAGAAAUUGAAAAAUCAUGUUGAAACUCGCAAUAAUGACAAAAAGUGUACUUCUAAAUUCAGAGCAGAUGAAUUUGAACGGGACAGUGUGUGAAGGCAACUGCAGCAUGGUUGUGCAGGAGAGAACAGGGGAUGUGAAGAUUAUGCUGCCCCUAUAGUGACUCCUAAGCCAGCACACACACAUCAACAUAAACACACAAACACACAGAUACACACAUCCCAGAGCCCACAGCACAGCCACUGAGCAGAGAGAGAGGGGAGCUUCAGUGAGGAGAGGGGGAGGCCGUCGUCACAUCUUUCCGCUCGUAGUCCCGGCAAAGAGGACUGUGAAAGGGUGGAGCGAGAGAGAAAGGAGAAGAAGAAAGACGGGUUGAUUAGAAGGGAACAGACGUUUGGUCAGGGGCAAGAAAGGUCAUGUGGCUGGUCAGUGCGAACACAGGCAGGAGAGAAUCAGGAACCCAGUGGGUCCAUUGCUCCCAUCACUCUGGUCGUUGACUUCUCCGUUUGUUUGGUUUUGUUUUCUGCCCUGGUCUAGCCGCUCACAGCUCCUGUUCUCCCCAGUGCUCCCCCCUGACCCCUGACCCCUCAGCCAACCACCUCCCCACCCCACCCCACCCCACCCCACCCCACCCCCAGAGAUGCAACUAUGACAUGCUACACUUCUACCAAUGUGCCUUUUUAGAGUCCAUAUCAUCACACAGCGUGAGGAAGGAGGACCUUAUUGGGACUUUUUAGGAUGCAAGCUUAGGGAAAAAUCGUUUUAUUAGGUCAUUAGGUCUAUGCAGUCAGGUUUUUUACAACCUGGGAUUUAAAAAAAAGUAAAAAGGAAAAAAAAGUAUUUUUUGGAUAAACUGUAUUUAAUGUACUGUAAUGCUUAUAUGUAAUUAGAAGGCGUGUCCCUGGAGAAUAACCUGUUUUGAGUGAGUUGUGCCCCUCCCCCAGCUCCGCCCUCUCCGUGACCCCACCCCUCGGCCCCUUCCUCACCCCCCGCAGCUGGAUUUGUUUCCAUAGUGAGCGACACGUCUGUUAUUGAGCGUUGUAUUAUAGCUAUCAGCUUUUUAUCAAUAUGGGCUUGUCCGUGGGCCACUGUAGUCUUCAGUACAAAUGUGUGGUUGUAUGUGUAAAACUGAUUUUUUUGUUUUCUCUUUUUUAAAAAAAAAACUUUCUCUUAUUCUUUGUCUGUUCUGGUUUCUCUGUCGGGGAAGAAAAAAAAUGAGGAGACCACACUUUUGCUGUGUCAGCAGCGACUCUCCCUCUGUGGUUUCGCUUAUCCAAUCAACACGAGGCACUGAAACUGGAAAAGAAUCUAUUAGAAAAAAAUCAAUAUAUAUAAAUGUAGAAAUAUAUACGAUAUUAUUGGAAAAAAAGGUGUCAAUUUUGAGAGGAGAAAAUGUUGGGGGGAUGAAUUAUUUUCUCUAAUCGCCGGGCGGAGCUAUACGAGAAGCACUCCAGUGUUACUUUUUUUCUGAAAGUGACGUGAUGGCUGAAGCACGCUGACAUCAGUGACUGUGCGGGCAGAACUUUAGGGACCGGACAUCCAUCAGCACCACUCACUGCUACUCAGCUGUCAAAAGGACACACUGACAUUUGUAAAUUGUAUGCAACAAAUGCAAACCUACCAUAAUUUUGAAAUUGUGUAUGUAAAAGUUAUAUUUUUACAUGUAGACUGUUGUUAUUUUGUGUUUAGAACUAUGUUGUAUCAGUUCUUUUUUUUCUUCUUUUGUUAAAAGAUGACAAAAGUAAUUCAGUGUGUUUUGAAAAAAAAUGUGUCACAUUGAAAAUGUAGUGAGGUCAAAUGCUUCAGAAUCUUCUUUUUUAUUGUUAUGUUUAUACUGUAUUUCCGGGAACAUUUGUUUGAGGGACUCUGGGAAUGGAAAAUGAAAAGGUAUAUAGUAUUUGUUUCAUGCUCCAUAGUCAUUACAUUGCCAUUUUAAUUGUAUUUUGGAUAUAAAAAUGUAAAUAGUCAUAACAGGCAGGGGGAAAAUUGUGUCAUUUUUGUCGAGGGUGAUUACUUUCGGACAGCAGAGUGAGGGGAUGAACCGUUCUCUAGCCGUGCACGAUCUGUUGGUCCAAGGCAGGUGCCAAACACAGCGUCCAGUGGUGGCUGUCAGAUUCAGCCCCCAACUCUUUAGCUCUCCUAAAGCGCUGCCAUGAUGGGUCUGAAGCCUGGAACAGGCCUCCGCAGCCUGGCUGCCAGAAGACAUGCGAGAUGGCUCUUAGUCAGAUGCCAUCACUAGACUUGACCAACACAGACCAACAGAAUCGCCUUCUGGUAUAUCAGUCAAGUGUCAGACGAUUCUUAGUCUCUGAACAAGAGAGUGUGAAGAAGUCCUUAUUUUCCCAUGUUCAUACUGGGCUGAUAGUAGACAGUAUUUAGACCUUGAGAGGCAUAUCAUGCAGUGCGAUGUCACACAAGUGGGCAAUCAAGGCAGCGUUUUUGGUCACACUUUAUGUGAAUAGUCCACUUCAGACUAUGUACAGAUACUCAGAUUAUCAACUGUUGACUCUCUGUUAAUUAAAAUGUAUGGUUAAGGUUAGGGGUUGGUUUUGUUUCAGAUGAUGUUCGGUUAUUGUUCAACGCCAGUUUUACAUACUGAACCUGAAUCUCAACAGAUGAUCUGCUAAGUCUUUGUGGGCGGACUAUCCAAGUAAAGUGUUGCCCAUUUUCUUUCCUCUGGUUUGCCAUCCACAUAAGAAUUCCCUUAGUGUUAAACACUUCCGUCAGACGUUGCUUGUCUCAUUCCGUCACUCAUUUAAGAUUUGUUUUCUCUCAUUACAGCCAGAAAGAAAGGCCAAAACAUUUCUUUUUUUUUCUUUUCUUUUUUUAGGUUUGGUUGUGAAUAUUUCACCUUGCAUUUGAACCAGUUUGUCAUGUUGUGCUUUAGCAGUUGUUUCAGCUUGCUUUGGGUUUGAGGCCAGGAAUGUCUUGUCUCCAAUUGAGGGUCCCCUUUCAUGUAAAUCUCGUCAUGGCAAAUAUCUAGAGAUACAGUAAAUGUCCCACACAGGCAGCAAAAAUAUAGCUGAUAUUUGGUAAUUUAUCGAUGUGUUUUUCAGUGCACAAAAAGGAAUGGGGAAACAAUGCAUUUUAUAAGAAGUGGUUGUGUGUCAAAUUUGUUUUUUGCAAGAAGUGCUAAUUUUUGUAACUUGAAAAAAUAAUAAUAAACUGAACAAUCAUUGGAGCCCAAUUGCUUCCCAGCUGUGGCUUCACUUAUUAUGGGAAAUAAAUAAAAAAUCAAAGUGAAGAUUAGCUGGAUAUCCGUCACCCACUGCCAACCAUUAACAAAAACUCUUCUGACCCUUUCAGUGUCAUUAAACUCUGUGGAAACUCCAUCACUUGCUGUGAAUGGAGAAUAAUGAUUUACUCUAAGUUUUAGAUUACCAGUGUAAUUCAAAUGAUUGUCUUAAGCAGAGCCGAAAUAAACAGUAAAACACAAAGGCAAAUGACAGCAUAGCAGAACACAUUGUUACUAAUUAAAAACCAGUUCCAUUUGUCUUCAGUCCUGCUAGAAUGAACAGGCACCUGUCAGUCAAGUUAAGUAUGCAAUUUGUGUAGUCUUCCAUAUUUUUUUUCUUUUUUGGUCCUGUUUAAUUUCCAUACUGUGUGUAGAUGUGGGGCUUGGAGAGGUCAAGAACAGAGAAGGAGAGGCGAAUAGUCACGUUAAGGAAGUAGUCCCCCUUCUGCAGCUCAGACACCUUCAACAAGCACAAACAAAUUGGUAGAAGUAGCUGACCAGAGAGUUUUACACCAAUCUUCAAACUGAUGAGGAACUAAAGCAGGAGGCACCACCGCUCUGAGACUUCAUUCUCCCUGAGUAGUCAUUCUCUCUCAUUCUUCUGUAUUUUUAAGCAGCCAUCCUUGUGCAGUGGUUUUAAACAUGAUCAUUUCAGAGUAUUAUAGACAUAUGUAAUAGUGAAAAUAUAUGGACUGUGGCCUUUUUCAUUCUUGUUACUUGUGAUGCAAUUAAGUGAAGAAAAAUACAGUAAGCAGAGAAUUACCAUGUAUCAGUGCCUGGCUUUUUGUUAUAAGACUUCUUCUGUCUAGUGCCCUUUUGCUAUGGAAUAGACUAGCGCACCCUAUUCUAGAGAAAACAAAAAAAUGAGAGCUAAAUUUGAAAACAAAUUAUAUUUGGCUUAUUUUUUCCAGGGGCUAUCAUUUUAUACCAGGAAUAUUGAGUAAAUCAAUGUAAAACGGGAGUAAAUAAUGUCCAAUUCAAAAAUAUUCCACUUUGUAGAUUUUUGGAAUCAUUCGCAGUGAAACAGUUUGUUACUUUAUUUUACUAUUUAAAGAGGUUAUUUUAGUGUGUGUUACGAGACGAGACUGUACAGCGUGGUGGGCGGUGGCCCUCGGACUGAGGACAGAGGGAGACGUGGGUACCAUCCAAACCUGCAGCAGUGAUUCAGAGGAGAAAACAAAAACAAAAAAGAAAAAAGCGACAGUUACACUUUCUUUCCAGUGUGAGGCUACGAGCCUCAAGCCUUUUUCUUUUCAUGUAUUUUCAGUGUGUAUGUGUGCGUGUGUGUAUGCGUUCCUCUUUUGAUUUCAUUUGAUUUUUUUUUUUUUUUAAUUAUUGUUUCCAUUGGACUUUUUUAUUUUGUUUUUCAUUAUAAUUAUUAUAGUUGUUAUUAUUGUUAUUAUUAUGAUUACUUUUUCUGAUAAUUAGAAGUGUCCACACAGGUUUGUGUGCUGGAGUUUCUCUUCAAGCCAGCUUAUAUUAGGCCAUUGCCUGUUGUUUUUCAUCUUGUAGUUAUUCAAUGAAGUCAUGUACAUGACCGUUCUGUAGCAAUAAAUGUGCCAUUUUUAUAACCUA
This is a messenger RNA of Sardina pilchardus (European sardine), 7852 nucleotides long. RefSeq names its product transcription factor 4-like. The transcript is spliced from 21 exons. Gene Ontology annotation, biological process: regulation of transcription by RNA polymerase II. Gene Ontology annotation, molecular function: DNA-binding transcription factor activity, RNA polymerase II-specific; RNA polymerase II cis-regulatory region sequence-specific DNA binding; protein dimerization activity. Bases 393 to 2489 code for a protein of 698 amino acids. The record is from RefSeq and is a predicted model, not a curated record. Gene Ontology annotation, cellular component: transcription regulator complex; chromatin. Lineage: Eukaryota; Metazoa; Chordata; Actinopteri; Clupeiformes; Clupeidae.